CCCCGUCGCGUGCGACCCAGAUCCCGGACGCCCUGGGCCCUCGGGCGCCCGCCCACUGUCCCGCAGGCCGAGGGCGCCCUGGAGCGGAAAGAAUGCCACGCGGGGCCUCCAGACCCCGUGCGCCCGGGCUCCGCUGGGUCCCCGCGACCCGCCCUGGCCCAGCGCAGCGACUGAGGUCGCGCGUGCCGAAGGCUGGGACAGCGGGGUCCCGGGAGUGAGGGGCGGGGUGCGUGAGACGGCGUGCGGGGCACCCCCUGCUGUGUGUGUGUGCGUGGGAGGAGUAAGAGCGCGACUCACUCGCGAGUGGCUGCAGUCAUGUGAGAUUCGUGGCCGAGUCUCGCUCGCCUGUGUUCAGUGAUUCACGGGUGAUUCACACGCAGGAAUUCAGGUGCCCCGUGCUCACUUCUAGCUGGGGGGAGGGAAAGGAAGAAAGGGUCUCUGGGGGAAGCUGAGCGGUGGGCCCCUGGCCAGGCAGAGAGGUCAGUGUCCCAAUCACACAGGUGUCGCGCCUCCUCCCUGUAGCUCUCAGCCUCUGGUCCCUCCCUCCCUCCCCAGGGGACCCAGGCUCCUGAUCUCCAUCUGGGCGAGCCAGCCAGAGGGACUGGCAAGCAAACAAGUAUUAGGGUGGAAGGAAGAGUGUGGGCGGAGAGAACGAGCCCGAGCGGCCACCUGAGAGCUUCGGCGAGAGCUCAGGAGUGUCCCAGAGAGAGCUGGGUCCUCCUGUCCCCAGGACCCCAGCCCAGCCCGGCUGCCGCUCGCCUCCUCCAGGCAGGCUGCGGGACUUCCCUCCUUCCUUCCCAUCAUGGCUGUGUACCGCCUUCGUGUGACCACUGGUCCCUACCUGAUGGCCGGCACCAUGGACAACAUCUCCGUCACCCUGGUGGGCACGUGUGGGGAGAGCCCCAAGGAGCGGCUGGACCGGAUAGGCAGGGACUUUGCCCCGGGCUCGGUGCAGAAGUACAAGGUGCACUGCGCGGCCGAGCUGGGCGAGCUCUUGCUGCUGCGUCUACACAAGGAGCGCUACGCGUUCUUCCGCAAGGACUCGUGGUACUGCAGCCGCAUCAGUGUCACUGCCCCCGACGGAGCCGUCUCCCACUUCCCCUGUUAUCAGUGGAUCGAGGGCUACUGCACCGUGGAACUGCGGCCCGGAACAGCAAGAACUAUCAGUCAGGACUCCCUUCCCCUCCUUGUGGAUCACCGGAAGCGGGAACUCCGGGCGCGACAAGAGUGCUACCGCUGGAAGAUCUAUGCCCCUGGCUUCCCCCGCAUGGUGGACGUCAGCAGCUUUGAGGAGAUGGAAUCCAACAAGAAAUUCGCCUUGACCAAGACGACGCCUUGUGCAGACCAGGGCGAUGACGGCAGCGGGGGUCGGUACCUGCCUGGCUUCCCCAUGAAGAUCGACAUCCCGUCUCUGCUGCACAUGGAACCCAACAUCCGCUACUCGGUCACCAAGACCACCUCGCUGCUCUUCAAUGCCAUCCCCGCGUCCUUGGGCAUGAAGCUUCGAGGGCUGCUGGACCGCAGGGGCUCCUGGAAGAAGCUGGAGGACAUCCGCAACAUCUUUUGGUGCCACAGGACCUUCACGUCAGAGUACGUCACGGAGCACUGGCACGAGGACCACUUCUUUGGGUACCAGUACCUGAACGGUGUCAACCCGGUCAUGAUCCACUGCCUCUCCAGUUUGCCCAGCAAGCUGCCUGUCACCAACGACAUGGUGGCACCCGUGCUGGGACAGGACACCUGCCUGCAGAUGGAGCUAGAGAGGGGGAACAUCUUCCUAGCUGACUAUUGGAUCCUAGCCGAGGCCCCGGUCCACUGCCUUAAUGGCCACCCGCAAUACGUGGCCGCACCGCUCUGCCUGCUGUGGCUCAACCCCCAGGGGGCGCUGGUACCCUUGGCCAUCCAGCUGAGCCAGACCCCCGGGCCCGAGAGCCCCAUCUUUCUGCCCACCGAUUCCGACUGGGACUGGCUGCUGGCCAAGACGUGGGUGCGCAACUCGGAGUUCCUGGUGCACGAGAACAACACGCACUUCCUGUGCACGCAUUUGCUGUGCGAGGCCUUCUCCAUGGCCACCCUGCGCCAGCUGCCGCUCUGCCACCCCAUCUACAAGCUCCUGCUCCCGCAUACCCGAUACACGCUGCAGGUGAACACCAUCGCCAGGGCAACGCUGCUCAACCCCGAAGGCCUUGUGGACCAGGUCACGUCCAUCGGGAGGCGAGGCCUCAUCUACCUCAUGAGCACCGGUCUGGCCCACUUCUCCUACACCAACUUCUGCCUGCCCGACAGCCUGCGGGCUCGCGGCGUCCUAGCCAUCCCCAACUAUCACUACCGUGACGACGGCAUGAAGAUCUGGGCGGCCAUUGAGAGCUUUGUCUCGGACAUCGUGGGCUACUAUUACCCCAGCGAGGCCUCCGUGCAGCAGGACUCGGAGCUGCAGGCCUGGGUCGGCGAGAUUUUUGCUCAGGCGUUCCUGAGUCGGGAGAGCUCAGGCUUCCCAAGCCGGCUGUGCACCCCAGCAGAGCUGGUGAAGUUCCUCACCGCAAUCAUCUUCAACUGCUCCGCCCAGCACGCGGCUGUCAACAGCGGGCAGCAUGACUUUGGGGCCUGGAUGCCCAACGCUCCAUCCUCCAUGAGGCAGCCCCCACCGCAGACCAAGGGGACCACCACCCUGAAGAGUUACCUGGACACCCUCCCGGAAGUGAACAUCACCUGUAACAACCUCCUCCUCUUCUGGUUGGUCAGCCAAGAGCCCAAGGACCAGAGGCCGCUGGGCACGUACCCGGAUGAGCACUUCACGGAGGACGCCCCGCGGCGCAGCAUCGCCGCCUUCCAGAGCCGCCUGGCCCAGAUCUCGAGAGACAUCAGGGAGCGGAACCGGGGCCUGGCGCUGCCCUACGCCUACCUGGACCCGCCGCUCAUCGAGAACAGCGUCUCCAUCUAACGCGUCCCCGUCCCACCCCACGGGAGAGGACGGGGAAGCUGCUCAAGGGUGCCCAGACCCUCCCCCUCCUUCCUGAACCUUCUGUCUGCACGUGGGACCAUUGCCCGCCCAGAUGGCCCCUGCAUCACUGGAGCUGGGCCCUGGGCUGUGAGAGCCCCGUGGAGCAGCUCGGAAAGGAAGGAGCCCCUUCACCUUGCCCUCCUGUGGACAGGCUCCUGGUCCAGCCCCUGGGGCACUCAGCCGCCUCCCGUGGGCAUCCCCAGCUGGGUUCCUGAGCCCCUUCCCAGGCCUCUUCCUCCCCCCACCCCCAGCAGGUCCUGCAAGCCCGGGAGUGAGCAGCUCAGCGUCCCUGGGGAAGAACCUGGCAGCUGGGCACAGCCGGGGUGGGCGCCUGUAGGGGAGGAGGAGAGUUGGACUCAGCUCACUGGGGCUGGCAGCAGCAGGUCCCAGCCCCAGCUCGUUGGCCUGGACGUGGGUACGGGGCUCUCAGCCUGCCCCCCCUCAACGCUUUUCCCUCUUCUGUGUCCUUGAGCCCAGUGAGUUCAAUAAAAACCAACACAGUAGGCUCUCCUUCCAUUUUUCUCUUAAAGUGAUACAUACAAACCGCACAGGAAUUGUGGCACGAGGGGUUGGUUAGGCCACCACUUGUGGUGCCAGCAUCCCAUAUCAGAUGGCUGGUUCAAGUCCCGGCUGCUCCACUUCCCAUCCAGCUCCCUGCUUAGGCACGUGGGAAGGCGGCAGAAGAUGGCUCAAGUGCUUGGGCCCCUGCCACCCACGAGGGAGACUUGGAUGGAGUUCCUGGUCCCUGGCAGUUGUGGCUGUUUGGGGAGGGAAUCAGUAGAUGGGAGAGAGCAGUCUCUCUCUUUUUCUUGUACUCUGAUGCUCUGCCUUUCAAAUAAAUAAACUGGCCAGCGCUGCGACUCACUAGGCUAAUCCUCUGCCUUGCGGCACCGGCACAGCGGGUUCUAGUCCUGGUCGGGGCAUAGCAGCCAUUGGAGGGUGAACCAACGGCAAAGGAAGACCUGUCUCUCUCACUGUCCACUCUGCCUGUCAAUAAAUAAAUUGCUUAAGAAAAACUA
Molecule: messenger RNA, 4020 nt
Organism: Oryctolagus cuniculus (rabbit)
Lineage: Eukaryota; Metazoa; Chordata; Mammalia; Lagomorpha; Leporidae
Gene: ALOXE3
Product: arachidonate epidermal lipoxygenase 3
Biological process (GO): lipid oxidation
Molecular function (GO): iron ion binding; protein binding; oxidoreductase activity, acting on single donors with incorporation of molecular oxygen, incorporation of two atoms of oxygen
Source: RefSeq, a predicted model, not a curated record